This is a messenger RNA of Paramacrobiotus metropolitanus, 998 nucleotides long. RefSeq lists its product as uncharacterized. Bases 249 to 779 code for a protein of 176 amino acids. The transcript has a single exon. The record is from RefSeq and is a predicted model, not a curated record. Lineage: Eukaryota; Metazoa; Tardigrada; Eutardigrada; Parachela; Macrobiotidae.
UCAAACACGAAUCCAGGAAGAUAUAUCAUAUAUGUACCGUACCGCAUCCGCUGUUGCUGGUUAUCUUCUUGUGCAGUACGUAUUACUAUGAUUGAUUUUUGCCGGCAUUUCCAGCGGAAGUCUCUUUGACAUCAAGAAACAUUUGAAAACACAAUUUCCGUUGAUGAACAUCACUUGGGUGGCAUUUAGUGUAAAUAGUCCCAGCAUUCUAACAAUAUUUCCAAAUCAAUCUUGAUCAACAGUACAACAUGGAUAAAUCGCAGGAAUUUUUCGAAUCCGAUACAGUCACUCUGUCUCCUGAUCCUGAGACUGCCGGGUUUCUGGAACGAUUGACCAAAUUAGCACUGUGUGUCCGCAAUGCAUUUCCCGAAAUACCGUCACUAAAUAUUACCAAUACCACCAAUUCUGACUACGAUUAUAAUAGUAAUUCGGAUGAGGAAGGGGAUUCCAUCUUGAAUACGGUGGUGAUUUUAUCAAUUUUCUGCUCGUUGGUUUUACUGCUUGUAGUGCGUUCCAGUCGGGGUGGAUCCUGGACUUCUUGCAAGGCUGACAUUGAAGCUGUAAAAAUGGAGCGUAAGCUGAAGAAUAUGCAAAAAAUGUCCCCAGGAUUUUCCGGUCAACAAGCCAAAACGUCUACCCGCAAACACAGCGCAAAAUCCAGCUUAUGCUCAACGGAUGCCGGAUUGUAUCGCUCCCUGUCCAGUGCAUCGUCUCCACAGCAGCCGGCUACGGUGGGAAAUGUCACAGUCGUGCACAUCGAGAACGAGACAGGUUGUUAAUGAUUGCACUGGUGAUUAUUUGGAGUGGACGUGACCAGAAAAGUGAGCAUUUUUGAAUUUCCUUUAUGGAUUAAUCACCAAUGUACAGAGCGUAAUGCAGUUGCAUGCAUUCUCGUUAAAUAUUGAUUGAUUUCCGGUAAUUGUGUCAUUCGCAAAUUCAAUGCGGUGCUGCAUUAGGGAAAUAAAUACAGGCGCAACAGAAAGCUUAAAAAUGAACUG